Hippoglossus stenolepis (Pacific halibut) is the source of this 534-nucleotide messenger RNA. RefSeq names its product crystallin, gamma MX (gene crygmx). The record is from RefSeq and is a predicted model, not a curated record. Bases 1 to 534 code for a protein of 177 amino acids. Gene Ontology annotation, molecular function: structural constituent of eye lens. NCBI's taxonomy places the organism in Eukaryota, Metazoa, Chordata, Actinopteri, Pleuronectiformes, Pleuronectidae. Gene Ontology annotation, biological process: visual perception; lens development in camera-type eye. The transcript has 3 exons.
AUGGGCAAGGUAAGUGUUAUCUUCUACGAAGACAGGAACUUCCAGGGCCGUCACUAUGAGUGCAGUAGUGACUGCCCCGAGAUGCAGAACUACUUCAGCCGCUGCAACUCGAUAAAAGUUGAGAGUGGCUGUUGGGUGGCCUACGAGAAGCCCAAUUACGCCGGCUACCAGUACAUGCUGCACAAGGGCGAGUACCCCGACUACCAGCGCUGGGCGGGCUUCAAUGACUGCAUCCGCUCCUGCCGUAUGGUGCCACCUUACAACGGGAACUACAGGAUGAAGAUCUUCGAGCGCUCCGACUUUGGCGGCCAGAACCUGGAGCUCAUGGACGACUGCCCCGACCUGCACGAGCGCUUCCACACCCGUGACAUCUCCUCCGUCAACGUCAUGGAGGGCUACUGGAUGCUGCACGAACACUCCAACUACAGGGGGCGCCAGUACUUCCUGCGUCCCGGCGAGUACAGGAGGCACAGCGAGUGGGGGAGCAACAGCCCGACCAUCGGCUCUCUGAGACGUGUCACCGAGAUCAACUGA